AUGAAAACUAUAGUACAAAGCUGCCUCACAGACUGCUACAAUGACCUUCCUCAGCCUGAGUUUGUUCUCUCGCCGGAGGAUUCCGAGCUAAACUACUUUUUGUGGAUGCCCGGGUUCAAGUACCAGCCGAGCUUCCAGGAAAAAUUGACUAAACUCAGGUCACUUUCCACAAAGUCGGAUAGUACUGUUCAGGAGGCUCUUGAGGAACUGAUUGAGGUUGAUGUGUUGGAGGAAAGCUUUAAAAAGAGGGCUAAAAAUGGAGUAUUGGAUGUUCACCUGGCGGGUGUGUUGGCGCGGGAACUCGGUGCUUCUCCUUCUCAGGCCGAUUUACUCGAGUUUGAGGCCACUUGCGGCAAAAGUGUAAAUUUUGACAAUUUUAAGGACUUUCUCGCCGUUUCAAUGUAUUCCAGUGAGAACAGGGAGUAUUUACAGGAUCUUUUAACAAGUUUCGAAAAUAUGUCUGGCGGUAUGACUUUGAGUAAAUUUGAGAACUUGAUGAGGAAUUACGGCGAGCCGUUGACGGAUUCUGAGCUGAAGGAGCUUUAUAAGCUGGUCCGGGUUGAAAAUAAUGUAGUUUUAUCGAGCGAUUUGUUGAAUUUGUUAAGGCCUGAAUGAAUUUAAUUUUCUCUGAUACAUGUUCACACAGAUUCAUGCCACACAUUUAUUUUUAGAUUUAGU
Molecule: messenger RNA, 678 nt
Organism: Theileria parva strain Muguga
Lineage: Eukaryota; Apicomplexa; Aconoidasida; Piroplasmida; Theileriidae
Exons: 3
Coding region: 1-615 (204 amino acids)
Source: RefSeq, a predicted model, not a curated record